Molecule: messenger RNA, 1407 nt
Organism: Misgurnus anguillicaudatus (oriental weatherfish)
Lineage: Eukaryota; Metazoa; Chordata; Actinopteri; Cypriniformes; Cobitidae
Gene: cldn10e
Product: claudin 10e
Cellular component (GO): bicellular tight junction; membrane
Molecular function (GO): structural molecule activity
Source: RefSeq, a predicted model, not a curated record
CAACAGUACAAUGGAUAUGACCUGAUCAAGAAAGACCACAAGCAGUGUACAGAAAAACAGAUAUUUGAAAGUAGGACAGACACCAGAGCAAAGAUGAAGAUUCGAGAUAUGCAGAUCUGGGGUUUACUCUUGACGUUAAUGGGCUGGAUUUUUGUCGCUUGCUCUAUCGCCAUGGAGGGCUGGAAGGUCGCUUCUGUCGGAGGGCAGGGGGGAAGCUCCAUUAUCACAGUGGGAUGGUACUGGUCCAGUUUGUGGAGGGCCUGCUACACGGAUUCAGCUGCCACAUCCAACUGCUACGACUUCCCUGUGUUAUGGGCUGUGGAAGAUUACAUUCAGAUCACGAGGGCUUUACUGUUGGCCGGGAUGGCCACUGGAGUGCUGGGAUUCAUCUUGAGUUUUGUGGGAAUGGAAUGCACCUACAUCGGAGGAAAUGACAAAGACAAAAAGCGCUCCAUGUUCACAGGAAGCUUCUGUCACAUAAUAAGUGGUUUGCUGUCGGCUUGUGGUUACGCAAUAUACGCUCACUAUGUUUCUUCAGAGUUUUUCAACCCCAGAUUUGAUGGAUUGCAAUUUGAUUUGGGAACUCCGUUGUUCCUCGGAUGGGCAGGAUGUGCCUUUCAGAUCACUGGUGGAUUUUUCUUCAUGGUUUCAGUUUGCAAGGUCCAGUCUAAGACAUACAGCAGGGCCCCAAUGUCCAUCGUUCCUGCUUCACAUACUAAAACUUUACGUUCCUAUCGCACAAAUCUGUCUGUCAUCUCUGAAAUCUCUAGUAAAUCUAGCCUCUCAUCAUUAUCUGAGGUCUCAUCGCAGGCUGAACCAUCAGCUGUGUCUCAUGUUUCAUCUGUGAAAAGACAGAGCUCCAGAACUCGACGGCCAUCGGGAUCCAGACGCAAAUCCAGGAGCUCUGUUAAAUCGGAAGUUUCUCGACCGCUGCGCUCUUCCAUGUCCACAAGAUUAAGCAGAUCGGAUUUAAACAGGAGAAGAUCAUCAGCUCCAGCUAAAACCACCACAAACUUGUUCAACACAAACUCCUACCUCUGAAAUAUUCAGCAUGGAUCACUGACUGUGGAAACGUCAACAGUGGACAAAGCACCACCUGGUGGACAAUACAGUGUACUGGAUUCGCUUAUUGAUAUAAGCAUGCUUUCAUUGAGAAUAACAACAUGCUGAUUUUAUAUUUAUAAUAAAAAAUACUGCAAAAAAAAAACCUUUUUACUAGUUAUUACAGUCUGUUGUUUUUGAAAUGACAUUUUUUACAUUUAAAAGGCUUAUCCACAUAAUAUGAAACAGAUUGCAUUUUGGGGAGCUGGCUGUAAAAUUGUCUCUUGAUUGUAUUUUUAGCUAAUUCGUGUAUUUUUAGCUGAUUUUGUGCUUUGCUUCUUCUCAAUGUUCCACAUGACAUGACAU